CAUAAAGACAUUCUUUCUUCUUCUGCGGACUUGUCAGCAAUGGCCUCCGUUGAUACCACCCAGGAAGAUGAUGGUGAACACUGCUCAGAUGCAGUCCUCACAUCUCGAAAGGAGGAUACCUCUGCCCUCGUGGUUAGCCCUCGCUGGCACACAAGAGUAUUUUCUAUGGAAUGCAUAUGCUUGUUGAUGUCACAGUGUGAAGAAGAGAGUGGGGCUCACUUUAGCAUGGCACGGGCUCAGGAGCUGAAGCACAAAGAACCCGAUCGAGAUUUCCUGGUGCUUCAUCUUCAAGAUCUGAUUCGCAUGUCCUUCAUGGCUGCCACAGAUCACAGUGAAGAGCUGCGUCUGGUGGGGCUGCAGGCCUUGUUACAAGUUAUACAUCGAUUUUCCGCUGUGCCGGAGCCAGAAUUUCCUGGACAUGUUAUAUUGGAGCAGUACCAAGCCAAUGUUUUGGCAGCUGUUAGACCAGCAUUUAACACGGAUACUCCACCUGAUGUUACUGCCAAAGCCUGCCAGGUGUGCAGUGCAUGGCUAGCCAGUGGAGUUGUGAAGGAGCCCUCAGACCUACAC
Staurois parvus is the source of this 570-nucleotide messenger RNA. Lineage: Eukaryota; Metazoa; Chordata; Amphibia; Anura; Ranidae. The record is from the annotation of a GenBank genome assembly.